AUGCAAGAUCAGGAAAUCAUUCUCGACUCGUCAUCCGAAGAAUCAAUCGUAGGGGAACAGGCCAAAAAACUCUUCGAGAUAUGCGACAAAGAUGAUAAGGGAUAUAUUGAUAAGGAGGAUUUGAACGGUCUGAGUGAGUUCGUCUCACUGUACGAUAUCCAGGAGAUUCAAAAGAAGGUUGACGAGAGUCAAGAGAAACAAAUCACCAGAGAGCAGUUCACGCAAAUAAUC
This is a messenger RNA of Ostertagia ostertagi, 231 nucleotides long. NCBI's taxonomy places the organism in Eukaryota, Metazoa, Nematoda, Chromadorea, Rhabditida, Trichostrongylidae. The record is from the annotation of a GenBank genome assembly.